CGCUUUUUAGCAAAAAUUAGUUUUUAUUAAUUACGUUGGACUAAGAAUAUACAAAUGGAAAACAUAAAGAUAACAAAUACUUGGAUUCGCUCUCCAUAUGUGUUUAUCACAUGAUCAAAUGAGUUAAAAACAUACCUAUUUUUCCCAUGUAUCAAGAACUUUAAUGUAAGUGUUUGAUCGUAAUGUGUAUAAUUUUCAGUGGUGGAUGUGGACAAGUAUUGGACCAAACAGACGGAUGUAUAUGUAUUUUCAUCAAUGGCAUAUAGACGAUGGCGUGCAUUGCAUGUUAAGUGUGCAAAGAGAAAUAUUUAUCAACAUUCACAUUAUAACUGCAUCAAAAUACAGAGUAACGUUAUAUUCUAGUCAUUUAGAAUAGGUGUCGACCUGAUCGCUUAUAACUUAACACAUUCACAAUUGGAAAUCAGAGAAUAUGAAAUACCAUGGAAAUAGAAGCUAAUACAAGUUGAAAUUGUAUAAGCAUAGAAUACAAUGAAGUGUGAUCUUUGAUUUGCAUUAUGUCUGAAAUCGUCAAUGUAUGUGAGGACAACAGGUGGACCUAUAGGAGGUUUUGUGAGCUUUCCUAUGGAAUUAACAUUUGCAGUGGAAUCAAAAGUAUGUCUAUUCAUUUCCUCGUAUUCUUGUUAAUCCAGAUUACAGGACUUGGAAUAUUUUUGAUAUAUACUCUGUAUUAUACAGAUUCCGGUGUUUUAAGUGAAAUAGCAUGGAACUGAAAUACAGUCGAAAGUAGUGCAGAAAGUAUUGCAGGGACGAAUAUAUCUGAUUUCACUAGAUAUUCUAGUCUGCGAAUUAAUGAGUCACUGGGGAAAUUUAAUUAUAUACCUGAACAAAGAAAAACUUUAUACGUGUGGAAAAGAGAUGGUGCCGUUCCUGUAAAACCCUCCACAUUACUGUUUGCUGGGAAAGAGAGGGCUCUCGUGAAUGAGGACAUCUGCACUAAAUUAGAGAACCGGACAAAAAACAACAUCACUUUAACUGCAGAUCCAGAGCGCAUAGAUUGCAAGGCGCUGCGAAGAGAAAUGGACGAAAUAAAUGGGUACGUCUUCAUGGACGAACUAGACAUGCCAAUCGCUUACAGUAUUUUAGUGUAUACAGAUUACGAAAUGAUAGAGCUCUUAUUACGUACAAUUUACAAACGUCACAACACAUACUGUAUACAUAUUGACGCCAAGUCGCCGGAACCUUUCAGAAACCGUGUGUUGAAGCUUGCAAACUGUUUCGACAAUGUGAUGAUAGCCACAAAACUAGUCAGCGUCUAUUGGGGCCAGUUUUCCAUACUGGAAGCUGAAAUGUCAUGUAUGAAAGACCUUUUGAACAAGACAAAGACUUGGAAAUAUUUCAUUAAUUUGACUGGACAAGAAUUUCCGCUAAGAACUAAUUACGAAAUUGCCAAAAUACUAGGAGCACUUCGAGGUCACAACAACAUGAGAUGCAAUAAAAACUUUGAACGUUACCGUUUACGUGGGUCGGGUCCGCCUCCGCACGGUUUGGAAGUUUACAAGAGCUCAACCCAUGUCAUACUUACUAGGAAAUUCGUCGAAUAUUUACUGACCGACAAGAUAGCACAGCGUGUUUUAAUGUGGUCAAGAAAAAUACUGAUACCCGACGAGAUGGUAUUUCCAACACUGAACUGCAACAGAAAGCUUAAGGCACCAGGAUCUUAUGAAGAAUAUCCAAGUUUGUACGAUCAUAACAAGAGCUUUGUUUCAAGAUACAAAAUAUGGAGACCGGGAAACACCCAGUGCCACGGGAAAAUCGUGCGGGGCAUAUGUAUAUUUGGGCCACGUGACGUUGAAAAUUUACUGACGAGACAUGAACUUUUCGCCAAUAAAUUUCACUUCAGUGAAUUUCCCGAAGUGCCAUUCUGUUUACGAAAUAUAUUAUUAAAAAGAACUAUUUUAGAAUAUAAAGGGUAUAUGGAUUUUAAUGUAUCAUUUUAUAACAAUAUACCUUACAAAUGGUAACAUAUUAUUCAAAAUUACAAUAUGUUUUUGUUUGCAAUUAAAAUAUUGUCUUCUUUUUAUUCUAUGCUAUUUGUUUAAGUCGUCUUUUCAGAAGUACGCUCAAAUAUAUAUAAAAAUACAAAAUACAAAAUGUACAGAUUGAAGCUUGUGCAGUCUAUAUAAUUAUUCUUUGUAAUUAUUAAAUUUAAGGUAAUUAUGCACGUUUGGUAAACCGGAAGUGAUAGCGUAGCGUCAUUUAUCCGGAAAACGUGGGAUAAAGCCUGGAUUCGGCGUACGGAAAUGAAAAUCAUUCUAUGAAUGAAUGGCAACCCAUGAGUAAAUUUAUUACAAUGGAACUUUUACUGUCUAUUUAAAGUUAAAAUAUGAUAUUAAAACAUCUGACACGUUAAAUAAUUCAAAAUAAUGUCUUAAAAGUGUCUUUAAAUGUGCAUUUCACAUUAAUUAUGGUCAAAUAUUUCAAAAAUAAGCACACGGACAUAUGUAUUUUAUUUCACCAUAUUAUAGACCAUAUGUUCGUUUACGACUGUCAGAAGUUUCAUUAAAAUCUGCAUUGUAGAAAAAAAUAUAUUUGCAAAAACGUUAUGAAAGUUGUGAUUUUGCCGUUGACCCCCUUUAUGAAAAAUUGCGUAUGGUUCAAUUUUUCAAAUCAGUCUAGUGAAAAAUCAAGCACACUAUCAUAUCUUUUUUAUUUGCUGAAUUUUCUAAGUAUAUUCUGAAGUUUUGAAAAAUCAGGGUUUAAUCAAAUUCUACAUUGUAGAACAAAAUUCGAUCAAAAUGUGCAGAACUACCUUAAACAAACUUAUUCGGUAUAAAAAAAGAAAAUAAAGUUCGUUUCUGUCAAACAAACAUUUAUUAAUAUAAAUUUACAAACGUGUAAUUCUGAAAGUUUCAAAAAAAUAACCAAAAGAAUAGAAGAAAACGUAUGGUCAUACUUGGGCUUUAUUGUUCAAGGUCAGAUGAAUGUAUGACAUUCGGUGAAAAUGUCUCUCUUCCUUUGCAAUAUGAUUUGCUGAUUUGCCAAAUAAAACUAAAACUGUAACUGAUUAUUACACAACGCUAGGUAUGCCGUAUUUUUUAUGCACAAAUAAUCCCAAAAAUCACAAUCACGUGACGUUGGACUCUUAGUCUUUAGUUUACAGAUAAUACUAUUUCUGUGACUGCUUUAUAUUGAUCCAGACAUUAAUAAACAACUGAAUGGUGGAUAGAAAUCACCUCUUCUCUAUAGGAAUUUCUACAUUUUGUCAUUGUUUUCUCUGUUU
This is a messenger RNA of Mercenaria mercenaria, 3241 nucleotides long. RefSeq names its product beta-1,3-galactosyl-O-glycosyl-glycoprotein beta-1,6-N-acetylglucosaminyltransferase-like. The record is from RefSeq and is a predicted model, not a curated record. The transcript is spliced from 4 exons. NCBI's taxonomy places the organism in Eukaryota, Metazoa, Mollusca, Bivalvia, Venerida, Veneridae. Gene Ontology annotation, molecular function: glycosyltransferase activity. Gene Ontology annotation, cellular component: membrane. The coding region runs from base 1038 to 1982 and encodes 314 amino acids.